GUCCCCCUCCAGCGCAAAACCCCUUGCGGCCUGUCUGUCUGUCUCUUUCUCCUUCCCAACCCAACCCAACCCACCUGAUCAUCAGAUUCCUCCUCUCUAACGAUCAUUAAGCCACCUCGAUCACAGCGAGGUUUUAUAUAGGUACAGAAGUGGACUGGUCCGCUUCCAAAAAACCAGCCACGCACGGAGAGCGAGCGAGCGCACAGGCGGCGUGCCGCGGCGCAGCGCAGGGGCAACGACAGCAGCAGCCCGCGUCCCGCUCUCUGCUUGCAAGGUCACCACCACUCACCACCGCGCGCCAACAAGGCCGGCUUCCUCCCUCCGCUCCGCGCGCGUGCGCUAGCUCGCGAUGGCAGCCCCGUCGUCGUCGUCGGCGGCGGCGGCGGCGGCGGCGGCGUCCGGGUCGGCGGCCACCGGCGCCGGCGGCGGGCCGCGGCCGUACCGGUCGAGGUUCGGUGACACGACGCUGACGAAGGUGUUCGUGGGCGGGCUGGCGUGGGAGACGCCCUCGGAGGGGCUCCGGCAGCACUUCGAGCGGUACGGCGACAUCCUCGAGGCCGUCGUCAUCACGGACCGCCUCACCGGCCGCUCCAAGGGCUACGGAUUCGUGACGUUCCGGGAGCCGGAGGCGGCGCGGCGCGCGGUGCAGGACCCGAACCCGACGAUCGCCGGGCGGCGCGCCAACUGCAACAUUGCCUCGCUAGGCCCGCCGCCUCGCUCCGCCCAGCAGCCUCAGCCUCAGCCUCCGCCUCAGCCUCGAGGAAGGAGUCCCUACAUGGGGCCCCACUUGCAGGUCCCGUAUCCAGCGGCCCAGGCCCCGCAGUUCAUCCCCAGGGCGCCGGCCUCUCCUUCCCAGAUGAUGAUGCCGCAGCAGCACGGUGGUGGUGGUGGUGGUGGCCCAGCUGCUAUGUACCCGUCUCAAUUUGGGUACUGGUACCCUCCUGACUUUCAAUACCAACAGGCCAUUGCCAAUCCUCAAGUGCUGCAGAACUACUACGCUCAGCUGUAUGGUCUGACCUCGCCUACGGCGGCAGCGGCGGCGGCACCCUACCACCAGUACCUCGGCUACGUGGCGCAUCCGCCUCCAACGCCGCCAAGGGCAGCGAUACUGCCGGCGCCGCCUGCGGCGGCACAGCAGGUCGCCGUGCAACCGUUGGUGCAGCAUCCGCCGCCGGCACAGCAGGUCACGAUGCAACCACUGCUGCAGCAUCCGCCGGCACAGCUCCAGGCCGCCGCCCCUUUCUUCCCGGCUCCCUCGCUUUCGCACAACUUCAGGCUCCAGCUGCCGCCGCCUCCUCAAGCUAUGUCAGUAUUGCCUGUGCCUCCCAACACAACAGAAUCGCUGCCAGCUGAUCAGGCCGCUGCCUCUGUAGCUCGUGCGACAAAUGCGAGCAGUACUCCGGGAGCCUGAUCAAGAAGGAUUCAAGGCAAACUGAAGAUAAAGCAUUGGAUUCAACAUAGCUUCAAAUUUAACUGACUUUUUUUUGGGCCGAAGAAAAGAAGUUUCAGUCGAUCUGCUGCUACGGACGAAGUUAUUGAUGGUCUGUAACAGUCUCUCAUUAUGUUGGCUCCAAAACCAAACAGAAGACACAUUUGGUUUUUUUCAUUGUCUACCAAUUCUUUACAGAGUUUCGGCGAAUCCAUUGUAAAAAAUCUAGAUUUUGCGUCAACAUCUAAGGAUUUUUUAUUUUUCUUUUCAAAUGAUCAUCCAA
Sorghum bicolor (sorghum) is the source of this 1712-nucleotide messenger RNA. RefSeq names its product RNA-binding protein 24-B. The transcript has 6 exons. Gene Ontology annotation, molecular function: RNA binding. Lineage: Eukaryota; Viridiplantae; Streptophyta; Magnoliopsida; Poales; Poaceae. Bases 350 to 1411 code for a protein of 353 amino acids. The record is from RefSeq and is a predicted model, not a curated record.